Molecule: messenger RNA, 333 nt
Organism: Carica papaya (papaya)
Lineage: Eukaryota; Viridiplantae; Streptophyta; Magnoliopsida; Brassicales; Caricaceae
Source: RefSeq, a predicted model, not a curated record
GUAUUCGUUAAGGUCUUCCACUUCAAAGGAGUGAUGAGGUUUGGGAAAAAAGGGAAGUUGAGCCCUCAACAUGUUGGUCCUAUGGAGAUUUUGGAACGUGUUGGCCUUGUGGCAUACCGUCUUGCUCUACCCCGAGAGUUUGCCAGUGUGCAUGAUGUCUUACAUGUUUUCAUGUUAAAAAGGUACCACCCUAACCCUUAUCAGAUUAUUCCAAUUCAAGAAACUCCUGUCAACUCCAACCUGACGUACACGGAGUACCCGACAGAGAUACUAGAAUGGAUCAACAAAGUGUUAUGCAAUAAGAAGAUCCCGAUUGUGAAGGUUCAGUGGUAG